Messenger RNA from Eufriesea mexicana, 4462 nucleotides. It is a transcript of the gene dsx, whose product is annotated as transcription factor doublesex. Gene Ontology annotation, molecular function: RNA polymerase II cis-regulatory region sequence-specific DNA binding; DNA-binding transcription factor activity, RNA polymerase II-specific. The coding region runs from base 1792 to 2820 and encodes 342 amino acids. The record is from RefSeq and is a predicted model, not a curated record. NCBI's taxonomy places the organism in Eukaryota, Metazoa, Arthropoda, Insecta, Hymenoptera, Apidae. Gene Ontology annotation, biological process: sex differentiation; regulation of transcription by RNA polymerase II. Gene Ontology annotation, cellular component: nucleus. The transcript has 6 exons.
AGCAUGCACUACCGGUAAAGAGAUACCGAUCGAAGUUUAUUUCGAUGGCGGUUAGUCGAUCAUCGAAGUCGUUUAUUGACGAUAAAUGAUGUACUCAAAGGCGCAACAUUUCUAGCGCGGACGAGCUGCUCAUUGGCGAUAACGUACACUGUGCACAUAGGUAGAAUCAACGCGUCAGUCGGAUAGAUUCAAUCGUAAAAGCUUGACGUUCAUCUAAACCCGCGUACCACCUCCAUACGUCCAACCACCACUCUUCGACGAAAGACCCCUCGCUCUCCUGACAGCCCAACGUGUCUCCUCCCCGUGCCAGGGACGUACCCCCUCCCAGCCGGUACCCGCAGGCCACCAUGCAUCUCGUCGGCGUGUCGCUGCUACCAGCACUCUUAGUGAGUUACGGACCGCAUGCAAGUGCGCAUCGAACGUAUCGGUAGUGUUGUAUUCGUUUCACUCGCACUUUUCCACGUUUCACCGCCUAGAUUCUUCUAUGAAUAUCAUCACGCCACGUUUCGUUGUUCAACCGUGUUCCAGCCGAUGGAGCUACGCUAGUGGGGACGCGUCACGUUUCUCCAUGCUCUUGUGCGUUGUCGUCUUGUCACACUUCUCGAGUAUAGCAUAGAAGCUAGACUUUCCGAGGGGAAAGGAGAUUCGAGUGGAUCAGCUCAGAGACUUUCGCUAUAGACAUUUGACGGGAUCUCGCGUGGUUCGAUGAAGAUUGUCGAUCGAAGAGGCAAGAGGCGAGAGUCAACGUGUUCCGUAACGUAUUUCAAUGGAGGGAACCGCCGCUUCGCGAUGCACGAGGGGGAGAAGGAGAAGUAGGAGGAGGAUAGAGUGACACGUGGACACGAGAAAGACGGCGCACGAGAGAAGACAAGCGAAGUGCGCGUGUGCAAAAGUGCGCGGCGCGCAGACGGAAGCUCGAUGUGCGUUGUUAUGCUUUUUGCGGAACUGGAUGUGCGACGUUAUUUCCCGCGGAUUUUUCGGUCUGUAGUUCAUAUCCCGAAACGAAUAUGCGCAGUGUUUGCUAGUGAACUCGUGAUCUUCGCCUGAGUCGUAUUUACGAAUCGUUUUAUCGACCGAGCGGAAGGACGAAUAGACACGAGGAUCAGCAACAGGCCAGCGAGACAGUGUAACAUUAGAGGUUAGAACGUAGAAUAAAGUGACAGAAAUAAUAUUUACUAAUAAUCAGUGACUAUCUAUUGUGUUUGAUCGUUUGGUCUGUCAACCGCCGUGUGCGUGCAUGUGACGUGAAGGAAAAAGACAAGACGCAUAUACAAACAUGUUCGACUGACCGCGCGCGCGCGCGCAGUUGUUCUCGCGCGCAAAUGCGAUUCGAGGUUGGUGCACGUCGCGUGGUACAAAAUAGUAUGUAUUCGUUUAUAAAAGGUGUAUAACUUUACAGUAAGACUGUGUAAUCGAAUGGACACGGAAAAUUGUAAUUUGAGAUAUAUGUGUAACAUAGUGCUUUUUUACAACAGUUGUGGUUUUAUCCUUCAAGCACCGAUUACCUGUGUUCGCUGAUUGCAGAGAAUGAACUUUAAAAGUGCAAUAAACGGUCUGACGAGAAGCAGAUUUUUACAUCAAUAAUAUUAGAUCGCGAAACUCGAACAUUGGAUGGGAGAGUAGGUUGGCGAGGAUCGGCUUGGCGCGUCGAAGGUGAUGCAAGUCGAUUAGACAAGCGUGUGAUAGAAGCAGAAGAAAAAUCGACGACAGCCUGGGCGAAGAGCUGUCCCUUCGUGGGUCACCCCGAAGUUGUUCUUCGCUGCGAUGAAAAGGCCCUGAUCGGGGCCAUCUAUGUAUUCCAAACAGAACGAGCAAAACAGAACCGCGGACCUGGCUCCCCAACAGUCAACCGGUGUAAACACGUUCGAGCAUCUGGAACAUUCGCAGGACAGCAUGGAAAACGGGGACGAGGUGGUUUCCACGCGGAUGCAAACGGACGCGUCCUCGUCCACCAACAGCACGCCGAGGCCCCGUGCGCCGCGCAACUGCGCAAGAUGUCGCAACCAUCGGCUGAAGAUCACCCUAAAAUCGCACAAGAGGUACUGCAAGUACCGUUACUGUAACUGCGAGAAGUGUAAGAUCACGGCCGAUCGGCAGCGCGUGAUGGCGCAGCAGACGAAGCUGAGAAGGCAGCUGGCGCAGGAUGAAGUCAAAGUCAGAGCGGCGGAAGAGGUGGAUCCACUGCCAUUCGGUGCAGAAACUGAUCGAGUUUCUUCGAUUCCUCAGCCAGCUAGAAGUCUCGAGGGUAGUUACGACAGCAGCAGUGGCGAUUCACCGGUCAGCAGCCAUGGUAGCAACGGCAUACACACCGGCUUCGGCGGUGUCAUCAGUAUUCCUAGUUCCAGAAAAUUACCCCCGUUGCACCCUCACACUGGAACGAUCACCCAUAUACCGCAGUCGCUAACCAGUGAAAGCGUGGAAAUCCUGCUGGAGCACAGUUCCAAGCUCAUAGAACUCUUCCAGUACCCUUGGGAGGCGAUAUUGUUGAUGUACAUCAACCUGAAAUACGCAGGGGCCAAUCCCGAGGAGGUGGUGAGGCGGAUGGUCGACGCCAGCAACGAAAUACGCAAUAUGCACUUCUGGAAGGCAGUCAGAAUGGCCCAACCUAGUCGGACGUUUCGCUGCACCGCAGCGUGCACUGCGCCUACGGGACCGCCAACGGGACCUCCAACUUACGAAGGGCAGGUGCCCUACAUUGGGGUUGCACCACCUCCGAAUCCUGUCCAUUUCAGGCCGUUCCUGCAGCCAGAGAAUGCUCACAUACCGGCCACCAGAGUUCCGUCCAGCCCAGAUGGUCCUCCGGAACAUUCUGCUACGUAGCCUCGAUCGAUUACCAACCAGUCAGUGAAGUAAAGCGUCUGGAAGAACAGGUCGAAUCCAAAGAGAAAUGACUAUAGCGAAGACAUGAAAAAGAGACGAAAAGGAAGGCGAGGAGGAAGUGGCCUGGCUCUGGUCGAAGAAGGGAAGCGGCGAGGGAGAAGUUUCUCCACGGAGUGUUCUCUGUUCCAUCUUGAUCAUCGUUCCUUGAACACUCGGAUCGCCCCUCGAGUACCACGAAACGACGAAAUUCGCAAUUAACCCGGAACGUUAUACUUUUCGAAUACCGUCUACGGCCACGUUGCCCGGUUCUCUCGCGCCGAUCACUUGUCCACAUUCGACACGAGUUCCCGAGCUAUUCGAUUCACGAACGGGGUUCGAUCGUAGGACGGAAUCGGGACGACGACCACGACAAUGACAACGAAACGACGAGAAACAGGACGAGUGUCUCUUUGGACGACUAAAUUUUCUUGCCGUUUGCAAACGAGAGCAAGGAUACGAUAUUGGGGCGCUAUAGGCGAUCGAGAGAGAGAGAGAGAGAAGAGAGAAUGCGUGUCGUUCACGGACGAUCGACGAAGGGAAUCGAUGCUCCAAGGUCCUCCCUUGUUCGGACAACAGCGUUGCGAUUCGAGCUCGUGUUCUGAACACAAAAGGGAUCCAGCCGCAAACAAAUCGGGAGAAAGAGAGAAAAGAGAGGAGAGAGAGGAGGAGAGAGAGAGGGUGCGUUGUGUUCCGCAGACUUCUUCGCGUUACGCUUGUUUUUUUCCUACGCUGACCGGGAGAACAAGAAAAUCAUGAAGGUUUUUGCGAGUGGAUCGUGGGAUGCCGGGGUUCAUGGACAACGUAUACCUCGGGCAUCCCUCGUCCUUGCACGUCCUUCGGUUCGUUGAUCGAAUCUGCCACCUUCGCUCACUCCUCGUCUCUUUCUCUCCUUUCUUCGUUUUCUCUUCCUUGCGGUUUCCUCUCAUUUUUAUCUUCCAAAUUGUUCUUUUCGUUAAAUACCUUCCUCUCGUGCUCCAUUAUCUUUCUCCCUCUACUUCCUUUCUCUCUCUCUCUAUUUGGUUCAAUCUCUGGGCACUCUCGGUCCAGAGUAGCAGAACGCAACGCGUUGUUAAAAUACGAAACGAGGGACGCACGGUAGGGCUCGUUGGUACGAUUACCAGAGACGACCGUCGCCGACCGGUUGCUAGAGCUCAGUCGCCCAUGAACGAGAUCGCUCGACGGUCUUCUCGAUGAUCGAGUGUCGUCGUGUGCUGUAAACCACGCAUGCAUGACCGCCCCUCGGCUCCUCUGUCCGAGAGGCACUUUCAAAGCCUUAGUCGUGCUCAGUUCUGCUCGUGGUUUCGCUCCUUCCCGUGAAACGUGCUUUCCUUCUGUCCGCGGAGGAUGAUAAGCGUCGACGAUCACGGUUCUUUCCCCUUGAUACACGUAGUCAAACGCGAUUCCAAGGAACCGCCGCGUGUCAUCUCUCGCCUGCUCGCCGCUUACCUUAGCCUCGUUUCACGCGACAAAUUUGUAAAAACCGUGUCACGUCGCGAGUCGACGAGCAAGCCCCCCUGUACACUGUCAGGCUAGCCUCUGCGCUGGUACCCUGCGCGCAUGUCGCGCGUCCAGUCGGUUCAUGCGAGUACUCGAGUGUCGUAUA